Messenger RNA from Phacochoerus africanus (Common warthog), 3441 nucleotides. It is a transcript of the gene MASTL, whose product is annotated as microtubule associated serine/threonine kinase like. The record is from RefSeq and is a predicted model, not a curated record. Gene Ontology annotation, cellular component: nucleus. Gene Ontology annotation, biological process: intracellular signal transduction; peptidyl-serine phosphorylation. The coding region runs from base 94 to 2721 and encodes 875 amino acids. NCBI's taxonomy places the organism in Eukaryota, Metazoa, Chordata, Mammalia, Artiodactyla, Suidae. Gene Ontology annotation, molecular function: protein serine/threonine kinase activity; ATP binding. The transcript has 12 exons.
GGCGGAGCCUUACUUUGAACCCAAUUGGCGGGAGUUGCGGCUCUAGCAGGGGCCUUAGGCGCUGCUGCGGUCUUGCAUCCUGGCUGGCCUGCAAUGGAGCCCACCGCGGGCAGCGAAAUGGAGAGCGGAGGAGGCCCGGCAACUGGGGCGUGUGUGACUAGGAUCCCGGUGCCCAGACCUCCAUCCAUUGAGGAGUUUACCAUAGUGAAGCCCAUCAGCCGUGGCGCCUUCGGGAAGGUGUAUCUGGGGCAGAAAGGCGACAGGUUGUAUGCGGUGAAGGUUGUCAAAAAAGCAGACAUGAUCAACAAAAAUAUGACUCAUCAAGUACAAGCUGAGAGGGAUGCGCUGGCCCUAAGCAAAAGUCCUUUCAUUGUUCAUUUGUACUAUUCACUACAGUCAGCAAACAAUGUUUACUUGGUAAUGGAGUAUCUCAUUGGUGGAGAUGUCAAGUCUCUCCUACACAUAUAUGGUUAUUUUGAUGAAGAGAUGGCUGUGAAAUAUAUUUCUGAAGUAGCACUGGCUCUAGACUAUCUCCAUAGACAUGGGAUCAUCCACAGGGAUUUGAAACCAGACAAUAUGCUUAUUUCUAACGAAGGUCAUAUUAAACUAACAGAUUUUGGCCUUUCCAAAGUUACUUUGAAUAGAGAUAUCAAUAUGAUGGAUAUUCUCACAACACCAUCCAUGGCUAAACCUAGACAAGACUAUUCAAGAACCCCAGGACAAGUAUUAUCUCUCAUCAGUUCUUUGGGAUUUCACACACCAGUUGCAGAAAAAAAUCUAGACCCUGCAAAUAUUCUUUCAACUCAUGCAUCUGAAACAUCACAGCUUUCUCAAGGACCAACUUGUCCUAUGUCUAUAGAUCAAAAGGAUAUUACUCCUUAUUCUAGCAAACUGCUAAAAUCAUGUCUUGAAACAGUUGCCUCCCACCCACAGAUGCCUGUAAAGUGUCUGACUUCCCAUCUACUCCAGUCGAGGAAGAGGCUCGCAACAUCCAGCACCAGCAGUCAGUCCCACACCUUCAUCUCUAGUGUGGAAUCCGAGUGCCACAGCAGUCCCAGAUGGGAAAAGGAUUGCCAGGAAAGUGACAACACAGUGGGCUCUACAGUAAUGAGUUGGAAUACAGCUGAAAAGCCUUCGUGUACACAUUCUACAAAUGCUGCAGAGAGCAAAAGUUUCAAUAAAAGAGAUUUUGAGUUAGCCCUUUCUCCCAUUCAUAAUAGCAGUGCCAUUCCUGCCCCUGGAAACUCUUCUGUCAACCUUGCUAAAGAAAGCUCCUCUGGGAAUGUUUCUUGGGAAGCAAGAGAACUGGAUAUAAAUAAUAUUAAUGUGGCUGCUGGCACAAGGCAGUCACGUCAGUGGACUGUGGAUUCCAGUGGGAUAACUGAAGAGCACCUUGGGAAAAGAAGUUGUAAAAGAAGUUUUGAGUUAGUUGACUCCAGUCCUUGUCAGGAAAUUAUCCAGAAUAAAAAAAAUUGUGUAGAGUAUAAGCACAGUAAUGAAAUGAAAGACUGUUACACAAAUCAAAGGACAGGCUUAACAACUGAAGUCCAGGACCUUAAGCUGUCGGUGUACGGAGAUCAGCAAAACGACUGUGCUAAUAAGGAGAACAUGGGCAAUACUUUUAGUGAUAAACAACAAACCCCAGAGAAGUCACCUAUCCCAAUGAUAGCAAAAAACCUCAUGUGUGAACUGGAUGAUGAUUGUGACAAGAAUAGUAAGAAGGACUACUUAAGUUCUAGUUUUCUAUGUUCUGAUGAUGAUAGAACUCCUAAAAGUAUUCACAUGGACUCUGAUUCAUCUUUCCCUGGCAUUUCCAUGAUGGAAAGUCCAUUAGGAAGGCAGUCCUUAGAUCCAGAUAAAAGCAUCAAAGAAUCCUCUUUGGAAGGGUCAAAUAUUGAAGACCUCCUGCCUACAUCGCCCAGCUGCCAAGAAGGUACCCUGCUAAGAGGCGAUGAGAAUCCUGCCCACCAAGACAGCAACCCAAAAAUGUUAGCUCCUUCUUCAGAAGUGUUGAAAACAUUAACCUCUAAAAGAAAUGCGGUGGCCUUUCGGAGUUUUAACAGUCAUAUUAAUGCAUCCACCAGCUCAGAACCGUCCAAAAUGAGCAUUACCUCUUUAGAUGUAAUGGAUAUGUCGUGUGCCUAUAGUGGUUCCUACCCCAUGACUCUCACCCCUACUCAGAAAGAAAGGUCCUACAUGCCAUAUCAGACCCCUAAUCAAGCCAAGUCAGGAACUCCAUACAGAACUCCAAAGAGUGUGAGAAGAGGAGCAGCCCCAGUGGAUGAUGGGCGAAUUCUGGGAACCCCUGACUACCUCGCACCUGAGCUGCUAUUAGGCAGGACCCAUGGUUCUGCGGUAGACUGGUGGGCACUUGGAGUUUGCUUGUUUGAGUUUCUAACAGGAAUUCCCCCUUUCAAUGAUGAAACACCACAACAAGUAUUCCAGAAUAUUCUGAAAAGAGAUAUCCCUUGGCCUGAAGGUGAAGAAAAGUUAUCUGAUAAUGCUCAAAGUGCAGUAGAUAUACUCUUAACCAUUGAUAAUACAAAGAGAGCUGGAAUGAAAGAACUGAAACAUCAUCCUCUCUUCAAUGACGUGGACUGGGAAAAUCUACAGCACCAAACUAUGCCUUUCAUACCCCAACCAGAUGAUGAAACAGAUACAUCUUAUUUUGAAGCCAGGAAUACUGCUCAGCACCUGACAGUUUCUGGAUUUAGCCUAUAACGCAUACAUUUUUCCUUUACUCUAACUUUGCCUUAUAGAAAAAGCUAGCAUCAUUACAUAUGCCUUAACACUAGAUUGAUCUGAGGGCCAAAAAAAGUACUGUUUUACCUGGAUCAAUGAGCUUUUCAUGUAUGCUACAGCUUUCACAGUGUUAAAAAGAUACCGAAAACAUAAUCAGUGAUUUAUCUUAAUCUCAGAGUUGUAUAUAGGUCUUCGGAGCUUUUCUCAUCCUAUUUAUUUUGUUCCUGCACUUUAUGACAAUUAAUGCAUCAACAGAACUAGAAUGACCCUAUUGCUUUAGAGAAAGAGUGAGCCUGGAGCUUGAUUUCCUUUCUCAUCUGUUGAUUUCAGUCCACCAUUCAGUUUGGUGUUAAUAUAACGAAAACAUUGUACAAUUUCAUUUUACUGUAAUUUAUCUGUACCUGAUUGUCUGCAACUCAAGGGCUAUCAUUUAAGGCUGUAAUUGUGACCUCAGAAAUGCAGCUGGAAAAUUCCUUCACUCAGUACUGUAACUCCUCUCAGGAAUGAGGAAUAAACAAAAGGACUAAGGUUUUGGUUUUCUUUUCUAUGAAUACAAUUUUCCUGCCUUGACUGCUUCUGGUGCUUUCUCUACAAUACAUAUUUGUGUAAUAUAAUAUUGGCAACCUAAGAUGUGAUAUACUGUAGCAAUUUUAACAGCUUGUUCAAUUUUAAUAAAAAAUGUGGUUUACAUUUUAAGUG